Lepus europaeus (European hare) is the source of this 5061-nucleotide messenger RNA. It is a transcript of the gene ZFP90, whose product is annotated as ZFP90 zinc finger protein. Gene Ontology annotation, molecular function: DNA-binding transcription activator activity, RNA polymerase II-specific; RNA polymerase II cis-regulatory region sequence-specific DNA binding. The transcript is spliced from 7 exons. NCBI's taxonomy places the organism in Eukaryota, Metazoa, Chordata, Mammalia, Lagomorpha, Leporidae. Gene Ontology annotation, biological process: regulation of transcription by RNA polymerase II. Gene Ontology annotation, cellular component: nucleus. The record is from RefSeq and is a predicted model, not a curated record. Bases 593 to 2374 code for a protein of 593 amino acids.
CCGCUGCAGCCAUUGUCCGGCCCUGGUGCGGCUGAGGCCGCUCUGGGCAAGCCCAUCCGCAGAACAGAAUUGGAGAGAACCGAGCCUGCUGCAGGCCUCGGGAGGAACCGGCCAGCGGCUCAGGGUGGCCUGAGGUUGCACGACUCGGAGGCCCCCGGAGGCGCUCCGGUCGGGCAGCGGGCCCUAGCGAGGCAGGAAUGGCCCCGAGGCCGCCGACGGCCGCGCCCCAGGCGUUUUCACAGGGAGCUGGAUUAGAAGUAGAGCAGCCAGGACUCCAGUUGGCACUCAUACGGGAUGCCUGCAUCACAGCAGCGGCUUAACCUGCCACUACGCCACAACAUAGGCCACAGGCAGAGAGACACACAGAGAACGUAUUCACUUAUCUGUCCCCAAAUACCCAGAGAGGAAGGAUGCCAAAGUUGGAAACCAACUACUUGAGCCUUCACCACUGCCUCCCAGGAAGCUGUAGUCAAGAGCUGGAGUUGAGGAUUGAACCCAGGAAUCAGUAACAUUCAGAGAUGUGGCCGUGGACUUCACCAGGGAGGAAUGGCACCACGUGGACUCUGCGCAGAGAACGUUGUACAAGGAUGUGAUGCUGGAGAACUAUAGCCACCUGGUAGCUCUUGGAUAUCAAGUUUCCAAGCCAGAGGUGAUCUUCAAGUUGGAACAAGGAGAAGAGCCGUGGAUAUCAGAGGGAGAAAUCCAGAGAACCUUCUGUGCAGACUGGAAGACCAGGAGUGAAGCCAAAUCAUCAAGUCUUCAUAAGGGCAUAGCUGAAGUGUCCCGUAGCACAGAAGGUCUCUCCGGUGCCACUUUAGAAGACACCUGUGAUGUUAGUAGCCAGUUAGAAAGGCACCAGGAAAACUGGAAGAGACAUCUGGGGCCAGAGGCAUCUGCCCAGAAGAAAAUAAUCACACCAGAGAAAAGUUUUGAGCAAAAUAAAUUCAGUGAAGAUUCUAGGUUGAAUAAAGACCUGCUUACACAACUAAACAUUCCUUCAAGAAUAAGGCCUAGUGAAUGUGAGACGCUUGGAAACAAUUUGGGACAUAAUUCAGACUUACUUAAUCAAAACAAUGCCCUUGCAAAGAAGAAACCAUAUAAGUGUAAUAAAUGUAGGAAAGCCUUUAUUCAUCGAUCAUCACUUACCAAACAUGAGAAAACACAUAAAGGAGAGGGUGCUUACCCUACUGGUACAGAUCAGGGAAUUUAUCCUGGAAAGAAACAUCAUGAGUGUACUGACUGUGGGAAAACCUUCCUGUGGAAGACACAACUGACGGAGCAUCAGAGAAUUCACACUGGGGAGAAACCCUUUGAAUGCAAUGUGUGUGGAAAGGCCUUCAGGCACAGCUCAUCCCUUGGGCAGCAUGAGAAUGCUCAUACUGGAGAGAAACCCUACCAGUGUAGUCUCUGCGGCAAAGCCUUCCAGCGCAGUUCGUCCCUUGUUCAACACCAGAGAAUUCACACCGGUGAGAAGCCCUAUCGAUGUAAUCUGUGUGGGAGGUCCUUCAGGCAUGGCACAUCCCUCACUCAACACGAGGUCACACACAGUGGAGAGAAACCCUUCCAGUGUAAGGAAUGUGGGAAAGCCUUUAGUCGGUGUUCUUCCCUAGUCCAACACGAGAGGACUCAUACUGGAGAGAAACCUUUUGAAUGUAGCAUAUGUGGGCGGGCUUUUGGUCAGAGCCCAUCCCUUUAUAAGCAUAUGAGGAUUCAUAAGAGAGGCAAACCUUACCAAAGCAAUAGCUACAGCAUAGAUUUCAAGCACACCUCCUCUCUUACUCAGGAGGAAAGUACUGUGACUGAAGUGAAAUCCUACCAUUGUAACGACUGUGGGGAAGACUUCAGUCACAUUACAGACUUCACUGACCAUCAGAGGAUCCAUACUGGAGAGAACCCCUAUGACUGUGAGCAGGCCUUUAGUCAAACUAUUUCUCAUCCCGGAGAGAAACCCUAUCAGUGUAAUGUAUGUGGGAAGGCGUUCAAAAGGAGUACCAGUUUCAUAGAGCAUCACAGAAUUCAUACUGGAGAAAAACCGUAUGAAUGUAAUGAGUGUGGAGAAGCCUUCAGUCGACGCUCAUCGCUUACUCAGCAUGAGAGAACCCAUACUGGCGAGAAACCCUAUGAAUGUAUUGACUGCGGGAAAGCUUUCAGUCAAAGUUCAUCCCUUAUUCAGCACGAGAGAACUCAUACUGGAGAGAAACCCUAUGAAUGUAACGAAUGUGGGCGCGCCUUUCGAAAGAAAACCAACCUGCAUGAUCAUCAGCGAAUUCAUACUGGAGAAAAACCCUAUGCUUGUAAGGAAUGUGGGAAGAAUUUCAGUCGAAGCUCAGCUCUCACCAAACACCAGAGAAUUCAUGCACGAAAUAAACUCUAGGAACCCUGAAACUAAGGAAUGUGUAGAAAGCUUUAGCUAAAAUGCUGUUCUGGUUCAGGGCCACAGCAUUCUUACUGGAGAGGGUUUGAGAAUCUAAUGACUUGUGUGUGAUGAAAACUUGUAUAUUGUGUGUGGAGAAAACUGUGUGCCACUAGACAGAUGUCUUUUUAAUAAAAGCCACAUGCAUAUUUGAUUACAAGCAGCUGUAACACUGACUACAGACAGCAUUAUAGCCAGUUGAAGAUGAUAUGCCUAUAUAUUGGAUUUUAUAAAGCUUUUGAAUGUAUAUAUAUAUACAUACAUAUAUAUAUGUAUGUAUAUAUAUAUAUAUAUAUGAGAUCACCAAGUUUCAACCACUUGAUGUGUAACCCUGUUUACAGUCUUUUUUAAAAAAUAAAACUCCUCCAGUAAUGACCAAAAGUCAUUUUUAAAAAUUGCUUGACAACUACAACUCUUAAAGUAAAUCCACUGUGGAAACCAACUCCACCUGCAGAAAUUUGCCAUUCAAAGAAUUAGUUUAAGUAGCAUAACCACUUCAUUGUACAGAUAAAGAGACAAAGCCAAAGAUUUGAAGUGGUUUGCACAGUAUGGGACAGCCCAUAAGAGCUAAGUGGAUUGGAGAAUGCAGGUCUCCUGGAUCUUUGUCCCCAUGGCAUUGUGACAGAAGGGUUUUUUGGAAUUUAGAAGUCUUUAAAAUAAAUUUUUAAAUGAAUCAGAUACCCAAGCAUUUAAUAAGCACCCUUGAGUUGAGCACUUAGAAAUUCCUAAAAGCAUAAGAAGCAAGAUGUAUGCAGCUUUGCCACAGGCCUAUUUAAAUCAACUUGUUGGAAGAUUACAAACCAGAACAUCAAUGGCAGCUUUUGAUAGUUGAGCUUCUGGUGACUAUUUUUCCUUUUCCCAGUUAGAAGUUUACAUAGAGCUAACAUGUCAGUUUCAUAGAACUACUAAGUCCUCUUGUGCUUUUUAGGGCACUCCUCUGAAAACGCACUGACCUAAGCUUUAUAUAUCAGAUCAGUAGGAAAAAACUAAGAGGAGAAUGUUCCCCAAAUCAGUUUUGUUACACAGACAUAAAAAUCCAGCUACUUUUUGCCAUAUAUUAUCUGACUCCAUUUAGAGAAACAACAUGUAUUGACUCAUUUUGUGCGCAAAUAUUUCACCAUAAAAAUACUAGCUUGUUGGCAGCACUGUGAUGUGGUGGGUUAAGCCACUGCCUGCAGGACCGGCAUCCCAUGUGGGUGCUGGUUCCAGUACCAGCUGCUCCACUUCUGAUCCAGCACCAUGCUAAUGUGCCUGGGAAAGUAGCAGAAGAUGGCCCAAGUGCUUGGGCCCCUGCAUCCAAGCUCCUGGCUCCUGGCUUCAUCCUGGCCCAGUCCUGGCAUUGCAGCCAUUUGGGGAGUGAAUCAGCAGAUCAAAGACUGCCUCUCUCUGUUUCUGUAACUCCACCUUUCAAAUAAAUCUUUAAAAAAAAAAAACCAGCUUAUUUUAUUUCUAUGAUUCUUUCCUAUGAUUAAAGCAUGAUCUAGGUAAGCUUCAGUGGCCCACUCCAGUUCUUUUUAUUUUGCUUGAAAAGCACAAUUAGAGAGAUGGAGACAGAUGUUCCAUCCUCUGGUUCACUCCCUAAUGGCUGCAACGUUCAGGGCUGGGCCAAGCUGAAGCCAGGCACCUGGAACUCCACCUGGGUCUCCCACUUGGGUCGUCUUUCAUUGCUUUCCUAGGCACCUAGGCACAUUAGCAGGGAGCUGUAUCAGAAGUGAAGCAGCUGGGACUCAACUUGACCCAGAGCCCAUAUGGAAUGUCUGUCGCUGGCAGUGACUUUACACACUAUGCCGUAACACCGGCCCCACCACUCCAAUUCUCAAUGUCUCCUAAUGCCUCCCAUCGCAUAGAUAGUCUAAAUGAAUUUCUAGAAACUUUGUUGGUUCAUUGACACCAACAUUACAGGCAGACUUGGAAACAACUGUGAGUGUUAACCUGUUCACUAAAGAGGUGUUUACCCCUCUCAGAGGCAAAAUUCCUUAGACCUAAUUAUGAUUCUCAGUGAAGAGUGACAUGGGUGGUGUGCCAGGUGGCAGGAUCCAUCACCCUUCUCUUGUCCUGUAUAGCAUAAAGUGGCUCCCAAGUAUUUUCAUUCUUUGCAGAGGAAAAUGUGCAUGGGGGCUGAAAUAUGCUGUGUAGCCCUGUAUUCUAUCACUUGCAAGCCAAGAUGUUCUUUCAAGAAAUUAUCCAAAAAAACCUUGAUGAUGCUCAGUGCUUAGCACGUACAAUGCCAGGACCAUGCUUGUGUUGGCUGAUACGUGGUUUACCAGUGGGUGAGUCUACUCAGACCCUCCCCUAGGAAUCCUGACAGUGCUGCUGAUUGGGGACCUCUAAUGUGGACUAUUUGCAGGAAUGGCAUGAAUUGUAACCAAGUGGUGACCUUGUUACGGAAAUUUAUAAAAAACUUAGUUCCAGAACACCUGAAGAAUACCAGUGGUUUGUUUGUGGUGCCUGGCCUAGGUCCAGCACCACUGUGAAUCUCAGCGCACCUUCAUUGACAAGGAGGAAGCCUAGGAUGUAUGUGGCUAAUUGAACAGGACUCUCCUAAGCCCAGCGCCUCACACCAUGCACUUAGGAAUACCCAGCCUUUCAGGGCAAAGUGAAAUGCAUCCUUGUAGCAUUGUAUUCUUCCAAUAAAGGCAUCUCUGUCC